GCCGCGUGCGAGCGUGACACGAUGAGAGAGUACGGCUCACAUUUUUUCACGCUUUUUUCUAACUAAAAUUACUAACUCUCGGUGUCACGUUUUUCUCGCUUUCCCCUUUUACGUGCUCUUUUCCAAUCACCGAACUUGUUGAAAGGAAAAAGAGACACAAUGACAUUCGUACCAAUUUAUGACUUUUAUCCGUAGUCUUACGAUAAGAUGUAAAAAAAUCUACUAUUUCUUCAUCCCCUCUUUCUAUCUCUAUCUUCUUAUCGUCUUAAUUGUACUUAUUUUGUUUCUUGAAAAAAAAAAACAAAAAAAAAAAAAAGAAAAAACAAAAAAACAAAGAAAAAACAAAAAAAAAAAAGAAAAGAAAAAACGAGCAAAGUACCGAAAUCGUAAUCGGAGUAAAAAAAGAGACAAAAAAAUGGAAGAGAGAAUCGGUAUCGAUGAAUCUCCAUUGAAAUUACGAGCGUGAAAGUGACUGAACUAUUUUUUGUUUUGACGCUCCUCAUCCCUAUCUAUCUAACUUUCUCUCUUUUUCUCUCACUUAUCUAUGUUCCUUUAAGGCGACGAAGAUCGUAGAAAAUCGAUAAAUGAUGCUCGUUCGGUCGAUCGACCGAUUCUCGAUAAGAAAAUUCGAUUCUCGUAAAUAACGUACGUUCCACGGAGAUUUUUUUUCCCUUCAUAUCGAUUAAACACCUCGAAGAAGGCCUCCUCUGUCUUUCAGGGUGACACGAAGGGAAUCAGUCAUGUCGAUGUCGUUGUCGCUUGCGAGAUCGAGAAAGACGGGCACGUUUUUGCGAUCGUCCAAGUGGAAGGUGCAGUGCCUUGUGGCGUUGGAAUUUCGUUCAAAGGGAUAAGAGGAGGAAAAGAGGAAAGAAGGAAAAGAAGAACUAGCUAAACUCCUUGACGUCCGCAUUCUGACGAAAAAUAAUACAAAUCGGAAAUAGAAUUGCAAAAGAUAUUGUCGUUGUCAAAAAUGAAUAGUGCCAAUUGUGAUGAUAGUGUGGUCACACAAUGACGUGAUUUAUCACGAGAAAGUAUCCUCGGAAAAGAGGGGGGGGGGAAAGGAAAGAGAAAGUUCCUGAUGAUCGAAAAGAAGAAGGGAUAGGUCUAACGAUGAGUGUCAGUAAAUUUCGUUACGCUCUUGUCCUGCUCGCGUUUACGCGCGAAUUUUUAUUAAUAACAAGCGAGAAGGAAUCAACGGAGAUCGAAAUGUCGAAGGAGUAUCUGCAUCGUCAACAGAGUCAUCGGCAACGAUCCUUUGCCAUGAAUCGAUUGUCGGAUAAAAGCUCGCGAGAGGAGUAUUCAACAAGCUCGAAGAAUUAUGUGGUUUUCGUCGAAACACCAGCUAAUGGGAAGACACGAGGUGUAACCUCGGAAUUAUUGUCGGGUAAGGAAAUUGAAAAAGAAUUGGAGACGAAUAUUGAGAAACCGCAAACGACUCAGAUCAGACAUGGCAGAUCUCGUAGUCAUUUCGUUAGGCAAAUCAAACUUGAAGAUCUGGAGUCGUUGCGUGUUAGGACAAAAAGGAUACAUCUUUCUUCAAAUUUUACCGAGGGGGAAAAGGAGGAUGAAGAUUCGAGUUAUUCGAGGAGAUACGAGUCAAAAGAAAGUAGGGAAAGUAAAGGGGAUGAUACGACAAAGAAGGAUCGAUGGUCUUACGGUACCCCAGAGACGUGGACCGAGUCAACGAGACAAUUGAACGAGCUAAUUCGUAAAGUCUUUCGACAGCACGCUGACAUACCUCGUAUCGAGCAUCACGAGAAAGAAGAAGAUAUCUUGGUCAACAAGUUUAAAAAAAUUUCUCGAUCAGGUAAGCAUCGAAUCGAGGAUCCCUUUGAUUCUACGGAGAAUUCGAUCAUCGCUUAUGGCCGUGUUUUGCAUUCUUCAACGAUCGACGAAGACUCCUCGAAGAUCGAUACCAACGAAAAUGAUUUCGACGAUGUAUCUAUCGAUAAUUCCGACAAGUUCGUUGUUCGACAAGUUGUUGAAAACAGUUCAAUAAGUAAAAUCAAUGAUUAUGAGGAUGUAGAAGAAAGUGACACGACAGACGUAAAUAUAGAUAAUCUUCCAACGAAACGACAUCCCGAGAAGGAAUCCGUCCAAGUUGACAUUGUCACGAGAUUUCUUCGUAUAAUCGAGAAUCAACAUUUACUCGGGGAAAACUGUACCGCCGGUACUGAUCUCAAUCUCGGCGAAGGUGUCGUCGACCGUUAUGCUCAAGAAAGAUUCCGGCUGGAGGCAAAUUUUGCCGUAAAUCGGGCCAACAUGCUUACCAGGUUAUGGAAAUAUGCACCUGAGGUGAUGCUUUCCUCGGAAUAUCUUCUUCAUGCAAGCGUUCUUUCAAUGGUCGAAUUUGAUGAAGAUAUCUUUGCCGCUGGUAAUUGCUACGACAAGCUUCAAUAUAAAGAUCACUGGCUCUAUUGUCCCUUUGCUCAUCGCCUUCAGGAUCAGGAGGGUGUUUUAGUAAAGGACUUAGCAAUCGAGUAUAAGUACUUGAGCAACAGUAGCGAGUGGUUUUACAUUGCCAGGAAGAACGCCGAGAGGGUUAUUGCCAGUAACAACCAAUUUAGCCGAGGUUUACAUACAUAUCCUUAUAACGAGAGCACUUAUACCGAACGUGAGGAGGACGAAAUACUUACUGUAAAGUAUGAGGAUGGCAGAUGGUCAAAGCCUUACUACGAUUGUGGUGGUGGCAACAUUUGGAUGUUGACUUAUACCGUUCCUUUCUUUGGAUAUGUUAACGACACAUAUUUCUUCAAAGGUACCAGUGGCAUUGAUAUCGAUUUACGAAGAGUCGACAUAGAUCAGUGCCCUUUACCACCAGAAUCUAAUCAGCUCAAUAUAUUCGCUGCCAGUGACAAAUGUAAAAAGCGUACGACGAAGUGUGUUGCUAUUCCUGGAUUGGGAUUUCGACGUGGAAGUUACCGAUGUGAAUGCAAACGUGGAUUUUAUUACCCGGACACGAAGUCAACCAAACGUUAUUACAAUGGAACCGUGAUCGAGGAAGAGUAUGAAAAAUUGAUGAUGGGUGAAGAAAGUCAAUACGCCGUCGAAGAUUCCUUCGAGUGUCUUCCUUGCGCGGAGGGUUGCGAAUCCUGCGUCGAUGGCUCGCCCUGUGUCGUGUCCUUGAAUUGGCUCAUGAGAACAGCUAUACUUAUCUUGGAAUGUUGCGUCAUCGCUUGUCUCCCUGCCGUCGCGCUCUUCACCUGGAAAUACGGAAACGUCAAGGUGGUCAGAGCUGCCAGUCCCGUUUUGCUGCGCGUUAUAGUACUAGGCGCAUUCUUCAUAUACUGCACGACGAUCGUUAUGUAUCCUCAGCCAAACGUUAUAACGUGUACUGUACGAGUUUGGCUCCGAGAAAUCGGUUUUUCUCUGACGUACGGUGCUUUAAUGUUGAAAACAUGGCGAAUAUCGGUGAUAUUUCGAGUGAAGUCGGCAAAGGCGGUAAAAAUUACGGACGCCAGUUUACUCAAGCGACUUGGUAUCAUAGUCAUGAUAUUCAGUGUAUUUCUAAGUAUUCGUACUUUGGUUGCACCACCGGUAGUCAUAGUCGCACGUACAGCCGAUGAUUUGAAAGCAUAUCUUUGUCGAACCGAUUGGUGGGAUCACAGCUUUACGACGCUCGAGGUGAUGUUCCUUAUUUGGGGUAUCAGACUGUGCAUCGUCGUAAGAAAAACUCCGUCUGAAUUUAAUGAGAGUCGAUUUAUAUCGAUGGCCAUUUACAACGAAUUUUUGCUAUCGGUCUUCCUCAAUGUUUCAAUGCUAUUUCUCCAAUCACCGGCCAAUCCAGAUUUAUUAUACAUCAUAUUUUUCUGUCAUACCCAACUAACAGUCACACUCUUGCUAUGUCUUAUAUUUGGCAGCAAGGCUUACGUGGUAUUUCGCGGUUAUGGCAAAGAGGAUUCAGCCGGUAAACUUUCUGGUCCAGCGAGCAAGUUUUUGAGUAAAAGUAGUCGACCACAAGGUACCAGCAAUCAGACAAAUUCAAUAUCUCUCCAACAAGGUAAUUUCACAGAGGAGAGCGACAGUACUACGGAGGAAUUUCGCCGUCUGAUUGCUCAACUGGAUGUUUUAAAGGAGAAGAACGUUUUAUUGGGCAACCAUUAUCUAGUCAGUAAAAUUGCAGCGAUGCAAGAAGCAGCAAAUCGUAGCGAGGCCCAAGUAUCGACAAUUCAAGCGAUCUCUACGAGCAUUAGACUAAAUGAUCUUAACGGUUCGCGAACUGUCGUGGAAAGUGAAGUUGGUAUAUCCUGUGAAAAGGAUCACAAACUUGUAGGUAUUGGACUACACGAGAAAAAAUGUCAGGCUUGUAUCGAGAAGAAUGGUCUUCGAAACAAGGACCAACAUCGCAAUAGUGAUCCUAGUAGUAGCACCACGAGUAUACGAAAAGGAGAACAUUCAAAUUUGAGAGAAACCGAUAAAGAAGUUCGCGAUGGUAAAAAUGAUGUUGGCGUCUCAACGUCCUCGAAACUAAUCGGCACCAGUGAGGAUAUAGCCACGGAAACGAACCCCGAGCCGAACGGAAAAGAGAAUGAUGCAAAAGAUAAGUCCAAGAGCAAAUCCGGUCACGCCAGGACCCAUGCCAUUGUAAUCAACCUCGACGAUAAGAGCAGAUUCUCAGAAGAGGUCACCGUCUAAAGGUUCAUCAAGAUAACCUUCAGACCCUUCUCCUUCCCUCUUUUCCUUCAUGACGAAUGAACAAAUGAGAUUUACCACCGCCAUCUUUCUUUGUGAUACAUUUAUUUCAUCAGUACUUCGAAACAUUUUUCUUUUUUUAAAGAAUACUCACUGAUGAUAAAAUGAAUGGAAGACGGUUCAAUAUGUUGUCAGAGAAUAUUAUUAAUUAUUUGAAAUUCGACCAAUUGCUCAAUAACCAUUGGUCAUUGAAUGGAAUAUGCAUAUGUUCACUUGUUUCUUUUUCUUUUCUUUUUUUAUUUUUUGUAUUUUUUUUUUUUAUAUUUUUGAGCGUAUAACGUUCUUACGUGCUCUAAGCGAAAGAAUUAAAUAAGAUUUGCCAUAAUUUACAUAUGUAAAUACGUUUCGACACGCGCGUUCAAAGUCUUGCCGUAAUUAUAAACGAACGCAUUGUAUAUAUCAAUAUAUAAAUGUAAUAAUAAUAUGUUUAACGAUCAAAAGUGAAUAAAAGUGAAAGAAAA
Messenger RNA from Vespa crabro (European hornet), 5153 nucleotides. Its product is annotated as probable G-protein coupled receptor 158. The transcript is spliced from 13 exons. NCBI's taxonomy places the organism in Eukaryota, Metazoa, Arthropoda, Insecta, Hymenoptera, Vespidae. Gene Ontology annotation, biological process: G protein-coupled receptor signaling pathway. The coding region runs from base 1111 to 4635 and encodes 1174 amino acids. The record is from RefSeq and is a predicted model, not a curated record. Gene Ontology annotation, cellular component: membrane. Gene Ontology annotation, molecular function: G protein-coupled receptor activity.